Austrofundulus limnaeus is the source of this 1799-nucleotide messenger RNA. Its product is annotated as fibrinogen-like protein 1-like protein. Lineage: Eukaryota; Metazoa; Chordata; Actinopteri; Cyprinodontiformes; Rivulidae. The record is from RefSeq and is a predicted model, not a curated record. The coding region runs from base 782 to 1615 and encodes 277 amino acids. The transcript has 3 exons.
CUGUCGCAAUGAUCAUUAAUUUGUUUUAUGCUUCAGUGAUGAUACAUAAAAAUUGUAUUUAAACUUAUAUUCUUGGUGGUUUUGACAGUUUUAGUUACUUUAUAUCUGUUUUCCASAGGCUUGUUACUUAUCUUUUCAAUGCUGUUGGACCAUUAAGCCUUGACCUGUGGAAGUGUUGUUUCUCUGGCGUGAUAAAGAAAGAACUAAUCAUGUGAAUCAGUGACAACUUUAGAAAUUUUCCACCUGAUGGAUAACAUUUUAGAAAGAACUUUGCCAUUUUAAYUGGUUUCGAUCAAGGUUUUUACAAGUGAUUAAUGUACCAAAAAAAGUUAAUUUAACUGCACACUGGUGCUAAAUUCCAUGUGAUUUGCUUGAAUAUARCAGUGAGGUUACUACUUCAAACAAAAACAAUCCCUAAAGCAAUGAUCUAAAGCAAUGAGUUGAAACUUGUAAGGCUUUCCCCCACUUUAACUGAACUUUGGCCUCAUGCACUGUUGAAGUGAUUAAAAUAAGGCAGGGAUAUGGGUUCACAUUUGGUUUUAUCUCACUUGAUACAGAUAAGUGGAGGAUUGGUGUCUGUAGUGUAAUGUGGAUCAUGGGUUUAAAGUCCAGCUAUAGCUGGGUUGGAGAGGCUGCAAUUCACUGAACUCUGAAUCUGAACUCUGCAAUCAUGUUUGCAUUCAAGUGCUUUUUAUUCAGACUGCGCAGACGAACACAGUGCCAGAGGCGGUUCGAGUGUAAUAUUCCUACACUGUGUUUCCCCAACUCAAAACAGUGAAGGAUGAAGAUGAGAUCCUGGUUGCUUGCAGUGACGAUGCUGCUGCUGAGUGUGACUGGAGUUAAAAUGGAGCAUCUUCAAGCUGAAAACCUGCAUCUUAUUCUCCCAAAUGAUCACAACAAGGUCUURAACAGGGAGAUGAAAGUUCUGCCUAGAGACUGCUAUGAGAUGCUAAUGACAUCUUCAGGCCAGGCCAGGGAUGGGGUUUACCUGAUCCGACCACACAACUCCSCCAUUGUGGCCUACUGUGCCAUGCAGGAGGGAGGCUGGACCGUGGUGCAGCACAUCACGGUCAACAGCAGCGUUGACUUUGAUCGCACCUGGGAUGAGUACAAAAAUGGUUUUGGAGACGUCAAUGGGGACCACUGGCUGGGGAACAAGCACCUCCAUCAGCUCACCCGCGGUCCUGCCCUCUACAAGCUGGGAGUAAAACUUGUAGACCAGGAUGCCGUCACUAAGCUGGGGGAGUAUGAUCCUUUCCUGGUGGAGGAUGAAUCAACAGCGUACAGGCUGAGGCUGGGGUUGUUCCAGGGCACGGCUGUGGACGCUCUGACAUUAGACACCGAGAAUUACCUUCACGACAACCAGAAAUUCACCACUAAGGACCGAGACAAUGACAAUUACUUCCAAAACUGUGCCAAGCUGGAGUUCCAGGGCGUGCCGGGAGGGGGUUGGUGGUACGACGCYUGUGCUGGUGCCAAUUUAAAUCGCAGGAAUGUGAUUUACUGGCAAAAGGACUGCAACAAGGAACACCUCUGCAAGUACGCAUGGAUGAUGGUGAGACCUUCAGACACAGUUAAAGUGAUUUACAGUGGAGACGGCAAGGAUGAGCUAUAAACACAUCAUUCUCGAGGAGUCCAAUAUUCCCAUCCAACAUACCUGGUGACCUUCUGAAUCUUCCAAUUCAUCACAUUUUAUUCUGAAAUUAUUGUACAUGACCACAAAAUAAUGAAAAAAAAAAGUUUUCACAAGCUUGAAAAGCAAUAUAAAACUGUCAGUAUACCCAAACAUCUCCACCRUC